GCACUAUCGCAAAAUUAUUCUUCGUCCUCUGCAAAUCGACAACUUUCGACAACCAUCUUCCAAAGGUUUGACCAAAUUCGACAACCACAUCAAAUCGCAAAGAUGGCACCUUCUCAACUCCCCGCGAUUUUCAAUCCUACCUCCCAGGAUAUUGAGCAGCUUUUGGCCGCUCAAUGCCAUUUGGGAGCCAAGAACUUGCAAGUUCACAUGGAGCCAUACCUCUGGAAGACUCGCCCAGAUGGAAUCAAUGUUAUUAACAUUGGCAAGACCUGGGAGAAGAUCGUCCUUGCUGCCCGUAUCAUCGCAGCCAUCGACAACCCAGCUGAUAUCUGUGUUAUCUCUGCUCGUCCUUACGGUCAACGUGCCGUCUUGAAGUUCGCCGCCCACACUGGUGCCGUUGCCAUCGCUGGUCGUUUCACCCCUGGUAACUUCACCAAUUACAUCACCCGAUCCUUCAAGGAACCCCGCCUCAUCAUUGUUACCGACCCACGUACCGAUGCUCAAGCUAUCAAGGAGGCUUCCUACGUUAACAUCCCAGUUAUCGCCCUUUGCGACACCGAUUCCCCAACCGAGUUCGUCGAUGUAGCUAUCCCAACCAACAACAAGGGUCGUCACUCCAUUGGUUUGGUUUGGUGGAUGUUGGCCCGUGAGGUCCUCCGUCUCCGUGGUUCCAUCGCUUCCCGUGAGGCUGAGUGGGAUACCAUGGUUGAUUUGUACUUCUACCGUGACCCAGAAGCUGAGGAGAACAAGGAGGCCAUUGAGGAGGCCAAGGCUCCAGGUGCUGAUGAGGUCGGUGCCGCUGCUGUUGACCAAGGAUUCGCAGGUGCUGGUGACUGGGAGGUCUCUGGUGCUACUGCUGGUGCAUUCACUGCUGCUAGCAACACUGCUGCCGCUGGUGGAGCUUCAUGGGAUGCUGCUGAGCCAUCUGACUGGGCUGCUGCACCAGCUGCCGCUGGACAAGAGUGGGCUGCUUCCGGUACCGAGCAAUGGUAAAUGUCACACUACCCAACAAAAAAUAAUUAAGAUGUUUCCGCAAUGAACUGUAUUCCUUGGGGGUAAAAUUUGAAAGCACUUAUGAGGGAAAGAUACUCGAUUACCGUUCAUGUGUCAUGGUUUGAGAGGGAAAGCCCUGUGCGUUCAAAAGGAGUGGACUUGAUCGUUAUUCCGCUCUCAAUGAAAUGAGUCUCUGGUUGUGGCAUGACAAUCUCAGAUUAUCUUUGCAGAGGAUUGAUAUUUUCGCUGUGAUAUGAAGCUUCGUCGUAAUAAAUGAAGCAUGUCAUAAAAUCUAAUCAAACGCAUUGCAAAAAAUACA
Molecule: messenger RNA, 1312 nt
Organism: Botrytis cinerea B05.10
Lineage: Eukaryota; Fungi; Ascomycota; Leotiomycetes; Helotiales; Sclerotiniaceae
Exons: 3
Coding region: 103-993 (296 amino acids)
Biological process (GO): ribosomal small subunit assembly; cytoplasmic translation
Cellular component (GO): 90S preribosome; cytosolic small ribosomal subunit; ribosome
Molecular function (GO): structural constituent of ribosome
Source: RefSeq, a predicted model, not a curated record